AUGUCCUCGCUCGAAACCCGCUUCAUAACGUACACAGAAGGCAAUAAAAUAGAUCCCAAACGUCAAGUCAAAGAUAUUGUCGAGACCUACAGCCGCAAUCCCGAUGUGCCGUCUAAAGUGGAUAUUUGGAAAAAAAUAUAUCACGUCCAAUAUAAUACAAUAGAAUUGCUAUACCAUUAUGAUUAUAACUUUGUUACAAAUAACACGCGAAGCUUUAUUAAGCCCAACUUAGCAGAGACUGGUGGGAAAAUUUUGUUCUAUCCAGAUAAAACGACGGGAUAUAUCGCUGAUCCCCGCGCUAAGCCUCCUCGACCCUUGGAUAUUUACCUUGCACUAUGCGACAAUAUGGAUAGCGAAUACUACACACGCAAACAUAUACGCGAUCGUGAGACAGAUGUCACCGUAUAUCUGAAGCAAAGAGAACGCGAGCUCACAGAUCCGGUACUGUUUGUGGCUCUCUUUGACACUGAGAGGAAUGAUGCUGCGAAGAAAGGAUGGAAGGAACAGGAAGCUCAAAAAGCUGAAGUAACUGAACGCGAAAAGGAAGCAGAGAUCGAUCCUCUAGCGCCGUACUUGGCGAGGAUGUUCGGAAGCGGGCACGGAGCUGGUACAAUAUCGAUUAAAGAAGCAACUUUGGUCAGGGAUCAGUGUAUCAAUGACUUCAAAUCGAAACAAUUGGCUAGGCAGAACCUGGUUCAGGAAAGAUUCGACAAGCUCAACACUGAGUACAAGAACAAGAGACUAUGGUACUUAGCAAAUCAAUUCAUUCUUACACCGGAGAAAGAGAGUGCUUAUUUUGCUAUGAGCGCCGAACUAGCAUUCAAAGUUCACACCCUCGAGGUGCGGCUAACCAGACACAAAGACCUGUCAGCCCCGAGGUUCAAGAUCUUAGAGGAGUAUUUAGACAAGCACCCGUUACUGAAGGAGUACAAUCGCAUGCGACAUUACUAUAAGAAAAAA
Messenger RNA from Brenthis ino (lesser marbled fritillary), 960 nucleotides. Lineage: Eukaryota; Metazoa; Arthropoda; Insecta; Lepidoptera; Nymphalidae. The record is from the annotation of a GenBank genome assembly.